Molecule: messenger RNA, 1004 nt
Organism: Phlebotomus argentipes
Lineage: Eukaryota; Metazoa; Arthropoda; Insecta; Diptera; Psychodidae
Product: seminal metalloprotease 1-like
Exons: 1
Coding region: 1-984 (327 amino acids)
Biological process (GO): proteolysis
Molecular function (GO): metalloendopeptidase activity; zinc ion binding
Source: RefSeq, a predicted model, not a curated record
AUGACACUCUUGAUUCUUGUCGCUCCUGGAAGCCUUGCGGUGUUCGAAGUGCACCAGGGCAAGAUAGUGUUUGACGGUGACAUGGUGAUGACGCCGACGAGAGCCAGCAAAGUAUUCUUCCGCAGUGGCCGAGUUGACGAGGAGUUCCUCUGGCCGAACGGCAAGGUAUUCUACGUGCUGGACAAGACCGUGCGACCGCCUGCCAAGAAAGUCAUAAGAUCUGUCCUGGCGAACAUUCAGCGCAGAAUUUGCAUAACUUUCGAGGAAGUUGAGCAGAAGAAGGCGAACGUGAAUCACCUGAAGUUCAAGUCGGACGAGAUGGGAUGUUGGUCUCACGUUGGCUACCAAAACAUCCUUGAGCAGAUUGUGAACUUAAAUAGCAACUGCUUCUCGAAAAUCGGCGUCAUUUAUCACGAGAUCUUCCACACUCUUGGACUGUUUCACAUGCAAAAUAGCUCAAAUAGGGACAAAUUCGUGAAAAUCCUGUGGGAGAACAUCAAGAAUGAGACGAAGACGAACUUUGAGAAGUACGACGCCACAAUCUCAUCAGAUUUUGGUGUUCCAUAUGAUUAUGGCAGUGUUAUGCACUACGCAACGAACGCUUUCAGCGCAAAUGGACUAAAGACCAUUGAAAUCCUGAAGAAAACUAAGAAACUUGUCGGUCAGAGAUCUAAACCGUCGCCAGAAGACUACCAAAGGCUCAACAACAUGUACAAGUGUGGAAAGGAGGUGAGGAAGGGUGUUAAAGACGUUAAGGGUAAAUGUUCACAGCGCAUGGACACUGCGGACUCCGAAGCAGCAGAAAUGGUGCCUCGAGCCAUUGAUGCUAAGGACAACUUCAAUCCUUUGAUAGACGAAAUGCAAACUUUGAAGGGCGAUGAUGUGGAGACAAAACGAACCACAAAAUUCCUGCGAAUCCUCCUCAAACCACUAGAGAAGAUUUUGCAAUCCAAAUCUACAAUGAAUGAAUGGAAUUCUGUAUAAAAUAAAGGUGAUAAUUAGAA